Messenger RNA from Capronia epimyces CBS 606.96, 3423 nucleotides. RefSeq lists its product as uncharacterized. Lineage: Eukaryota; Fungi; Ascomycota; Eurotiomycetes; Chaetothyriales; Herpotrichiellaceae. The record is from RefSeq and is a predicted model, not a curated record. The coding region runs from base 1 to 3423 and encodes 1140 amino acids. The transcript has a single exon. Gene Ontology annotation, molecular function: ATP binding; ATP-dependent chromatin remodeler activity.
AUGGUUUUCACCGACAGCGAAGACGAUGACCUGGAUGACUCCCAGGUAAAACAAGAACCUCGCAACGGGACCAAGGUAGUAACAGCGAACCAAGCAGACAGCCAUGGGACAGAUAGCCAUGAAACAAUAUCGUCCACAGUAACCGAAGCAGAAGACUCCGGUGCAUCGUUCGCUGCGAAAACAGCCAACUCCGAAAGGCGGCGCAGUCCCGCUGCAGCCAUCCAUGAGCCCGUCCGGUUGGAUUCCGACGACGAACUGAAUUAUGCGUGGACCGAUGAUGAGAAAUCUAAAAAGAGAGCGGCGGAGGCCAAGAAGCGAGCGAUGAAGUCUGCCCGUAAGGCCAGGGCUAUUGCUAAAGAGAUGGAUGCUCCUCCCCAAGUGCGGACAGGUGGUGCCACAACUGGAGUUGGACGGCAGGCACCGAGGAAACGGAGAAAACUCAAAGAAUACGAUGAAUCUGAUCCAGAUGAAGAUCUCAUGGAAUGGACUACACCGGACUACGUACAAAGCCGGAAAAAGACAUUCGAAGAGCGUACCAGGAGGCUCAAGGCAGGUGGCCUGCAACUACCACCCAGCUACAACGAGGUCUUCUUUUCAGACGACGAAAACCCGCAAAAUUUGAAAGAACGGCCGGACUUUCCCCAAUCCUCUGCAAUCAGGGAAUACAAGGACGUCGAACUGCCAUAUUCUCUUGGUUUGAUUCCGGCUCCCAUCGCACAAUUCCUGCGAGAAUACCAAGUUACGGGCGUGGCCUUCCUACACGAACUUUUUGUGUAUCAGAAGGGAGGGAUCCUGAGUGAUGACAUGGGCUUGGGCAAAACCGUGCAGAUAAUCGCAUUCCUCACUGCUGCAUAUGGCAAAACCGGCGACGAGCGCGACAACAAGAGGAUGAGAAAAAUGAGGCGUGCUGGGCAGGAGUAUCCUCGGACUCUCAUCAUCUGUCCGGGCACGCUGAUGAAUAAUUGGAAAGAUGAAUUCAAACGUUGGGGUUGGUGGCACGUUGAUCUUUAUCAUGGCAAUGCCUCGCACCGACACGAGGUCUUUUUGGAGGCUCAGGCGGGCAUGCUUGAAGUCAUGAUCACCACAUACCAUACCUACCGUGCCAACCGAAGUGAGAUCAACAUGGUGCAAUGGGAUUGCGUUGUGGCAGACGAAUGCCACCAAAUCAAAGACCGAAGAUCGGAUACCGCAAAGGCGAUGAAUGAAGUUAACGCCCUCUGCCGUAUCGGGUUGACAGGAACCGCGAUUCAGAACAAGUACGAGGAGCUUUGGACGCUUCUCAACUGGACGAAUCCUGGCCGGUUUGGUCCAGUUUCUACAUGGAGGACUUCGAUCUGCGAGCCACUUAAAUUGGGCCAGAGCCACGACGCAUCUAACUAUCAGCUUGCAAGGGCCAGGAAAACGGCAAAGAUGCUCGUGAAUAACCUUCUACCGCAGUUCUUUCUGCGACGAACGAAAGCAUUGAUCAAGGAUCAGCUCCCGAAGAAGACUGAUCGUGUAAUCUUUUGUCCGCUCACAGCGAUGCAGGCAAGAGCGUAUCAAAACUUCAUUGAGAGUGACAUCGUGGACCACAUUAAGAACAGCGGGGAGCUGUGUGAUUGCGGAAGUGGGAAGAAAUCGGGCUGGUGUUGUCAUAUGGAAUUGGCCGAUGGAAGCAAGUGGCAAGGCUGGGUCUUCCCUGCAAUCCAUGUCCUCCAAAAGAUAUCAAACCAUCUAGCCGUCUUAAUUCCCCAAGGCGCGGAUUCAUCAGAGAAACAGGCAAAAGACCUGGACAUACUCCAGAUUACGAUGCCCGAGCAGUGGCCUUCAAUCUACCGGACACGAGACAGCAUCAUGCACACUGGAAAUCCCGAAUACUGCGGUAAAUGGCGCGUGCUGAAGAAGCUCCUAAGCUUCUGGCACGACCAAGGCGACAACAAAGUCCUCAUCUUCUCCCACAGCGUCAGACUUCUCCGAAUGCUUCGGGACCUGUUCAUCAGCACGGAGUUCAAUGUCAAAUAUUUGGAUGGAAACAUGCAAUACGACGACCGAUAUGCAGCCGUUCAAGAAUUCAACACCGACCCUACCCAAUUUGUCUUUCUCAUCAGCACACGAGCUGGUGGGGUCGGACUGAACAUCACGUCCGCCAACAAGGUUGUCGUUGUCGAUCCGAACUGGAAUCCGGCAUAUGACUUACAAGCACAAGACCGAGCCUACAGAAUCGGACAAACCAGGGAUGUGGAAGUCUUUCGUCUGGUCAGUCAAGGAACCCUGGAAGAGGUUGUCUAUGCUCGUCAAAUUUAUAAACAACAACAAGCCAAUAUCGGGUACAAUGCAACCUCUGAACGACGAUAUUUUCAGGGUGUCCAAGAUCGCAAAGAUCAGAAAGGAGAGAUCUUCGGACUUCAAAAUCUCUUUGCCUACCAGAACGAGAAUCAGGUGCUGCGAGAAAUUGUGAAUAAGACCAAUAUCGCAGAGUCCAAAGCAGGCGUCCGCGUUGCGGACCUGGAUCCUGAAGAGCAUGACUCUGAUUACAACGAUGACUCGGACGCUAUGAAGGAACAAGGUAUCCUGCCUCGCCCCAUCAAAGGCGAAGAGGACGCAGCCAUAUCUCAGCUCGCAGCAGAGAUCCUUGGAGAACCUCAACCACGGUCCAAAACGCCUUUCGCGCCCGGGAAGAUCGCAGUUGUCAGGAAGCAUGAUCCGAUCCAGGCAAUUCUUUCAUCGGUUGGGGUCUCAUAUACCCACGAAAACAGCGAAGUGAUUGGCUCCUCGAAGGUCGAAGCGCUAUUGUCCAAACGCGCCGAAGAGGCUGCCAGUACCGACAGACACUGGGGCAUGCAGGAGCAGCAGUCCAAAGUUUUCCAGGACGAAUCGCAGACCGAGCCAACCAAUGGCACUGUGUACAUGAACGGACACGAGGUUGACCACGGCAACAUCACACCCAAUGGAGGUAUCCGAUAUAAAUAUCGUCCUCCACAGGCCGUCAUGAAGCGCCAAUUCUGCAGCAUGGCGCGCUGGGCUGGAUAUGGCAAUGAUGUGGUGUCGUUUGCACUGGUCGUGGAGAACUGGACUCAAGCUGAGCGCAGAAAAUGUCUGGAUCGAUUCUACCGUUACCGUCGAGAUGUCCUUGACAGCCUGCUGGACAGUCCGGACAUCAAAAACAAUGAAGCCAAGGCCGAAAGAGGUGUUGGAGUGAGAUUUGAGAUGACUAACGAUCUUCAGGACAACCCAUCCGUCCGGGUGAAAUCAGAAAUGAAGAAAGAAGUCAAAGCUGAGACCUGUGUAAAGCAAGAAAUGAACGCUGAAACGCCUAGCAUGGAGCUCAAGGCCGAGACUUUGGUCAAAGGAGAAGUUAAUACGAAGGCCUCCAUCAAGAUCGAGUCGGAUACCCUUGUGCUUGAUAAUGAAACAGACACCGAGGAGGAGGACGACGAGCUUUGA